GCUUCCGGUAUCCUGAGCUUCCAGGUUUGAGUACUGCUGCUGGGUGCUGUACUUGUCCCACCGCCACUGGGAUCAUGGUGUUCUACUUCACCAGUAGUAGCGUUAACUCAUCUGCUUACACUAUUUACAUGGGAAAGGAUAAAUAUGAAAAUGAAGAUCUGAUAAAGUAUGGCUGGCCUGAAGAUAUUUGGUUUCAUGUGGACAAACUCUCUUCGGCUCAUGUGUACCUUCGAUUACAUAAGGGAGAGAAAAUAGAAGAUAUUCCAAAGGAGGUGCUGAUGGACUGUGCCCAUCUUGUGAAGACCAAUAGCAUUCAAGGCUGCAAGAUGAACAAUGUGAACGUGGUGUACAUGCCAUGGUCUAACCUGAAGAAGACGGCCGACAUGGACGUGGGCCAGAUUGGCUUUCACAGGCAGAAGGAUGUGAAAAUUGUGACAGUAGAGAAGAAAGUGAAUGAGAUCCUGAACCGAUUGGAAAAGACCAAAAUGGAGCGGUUCCCAGACCUAGAGGCAGAGAAGGAAUGCAGAGACCAUGAAGAGAGAAAUGAGAAGAAAGCCCAGAUUCAGGAAAUGAAAAGGAGGGAAAAGGAAGAGAUGAAGAAGAAGAGGGAGAUGGACGAGCUUAGGAGCUAUUCAUCACUAAUGAAAGUUGAGAAUAUGUCUUCAAAUCAGGAUGGCAAUGAUUCAGACGAAUUCAUGUGAAUAGAGAAAAGGACCUUUUAAAGAUGUGAAUUUGGGGCAGUGUGCAGAAGUUUUCAUUUCAUCUAUGUUCUGAGUCAUAAAAAAACAACCAACUAAAAUUCUGCCUUCAUAACAUUCUACAAAUAUUACCAACUUCGGAGUUAAAAAAAAAAAGUGUUCCCUUUUUUGCUGUCAGCAAAGGAUCAGAUGAAUAUAUAUGUAUAUAUAAAUUUGUAUACAGUAUAGUUGGACUUUAAUACAGCAUAUAAUUUUAGGAAAGUGAAAAUAUUUUUGCCAGAACAUGCCUUGGAACCUCGCGAAAGUUGGCCGCCCUUGUUCUUGGAAUAGACUCUAGAACGAACCAACUCUGGAAAGUAUUUCUAUUACUGCGGUCUGUCCUGAAAACAGAUGCCUUGAAAAGCUCCUCAUAUUCUUAAAAUAGUCUCAGUUCUGUUAAGAAGAACAUAUUGAUGAGCAAUAUAAGUGAAUGUUCCUCUCA
Capra hircus (goat) is the source of this 1179-nucleotide messenger RNA. RefSeq names its product coiled-coil domain-containing protein 25. The record is from RefSeq and is a predicted model, not a curated record. The transcript has a single exon. NCBI's taxonomy places the organism in Eukaryota, Metazoa, Chordata, Mammalia, Artiodactyla, Bovidae. The coding region runs from base 75 to 701 and encodes 208 amino acids.